Molecule: messenger RNA, 1140 nt
Organism: Glossina fuscipes
Lineage: Eukaryota; Metazoa; Arthropoda; Insecta; Diptera; Glossinidae
Product: endoplasmic reticulum mannosyl-oligosaccharide 1,2-alpha-mannosidase-like
Exons: 5
Biological process (GO): carbohydrate metabolic process; N-glycan processing
Cellular component (GO): membrane; endoplasmic reticulum
Molecular function (GO): mannosyl-oligosaccharide 1,2-alpha-mannosidase activity; calcium ion binding
Source: RefSeq, a predicted model, not a curated record
ACAAUGUACAUAAUGGGUUUAGAAGAUGAGUUUGCAGAAGCUCGCAAAUGGAUAAGUGAAUCACUUAACUUUAAUAUUAAUCGCGACGUUAACCUUUUUGAAGUCACCAUACGGGUAUUAGGUGGUUUACUAUCCACUUAUCAUUUAAGCGGUGAUAAAAUUUUUCUUAAAAAAUCGAUUGAACUUACUAACCGUUUAUUGCCGAGUUUUCUAACAUUAUCCGGUAUACCUUAUUCAGACGUCAACUUAGCUACCUUGACGGCACACGCUCCAAAAUGGGAACCUGACAGCUCUACGAGUGAAGUUACUUCCCUUCAAAUGGAGUUCCGGGACAUAAGCCGCAUCACAAAUGUUUCAUUAUACGAAAGAGUUGUCCAGCGAGUUAACGAAAAAGUUCACCUUUUAGAAAAGGAUAAAGGUUUGGUACCAAUUUUCAUUAAUGCCGAUACUGGAAAUUUUAGGAAAUUCGCUACUAUUUCUUUGGGAGCUCGCGGGGAUUCCUAUUAUGAAUACUUAUUGAAGCAAUGGAUACAAACGGGCCGUAAGGAAAAUGAUUUUCUGCUCACUGACUACCUUAGGUCGAUAGAUGGCAUAUUUUCUAAAUUGUUGAAAAGAACACCAAAGGACAAUCAUGUCUACAUUGGUGAACUGAUCGAUGGUAAAAAUUUCAAACCAAAAAUGGAUCAUUUAACUUGUUAUCUUCCGGGUGCACUGCUAUUGGGUCAUCAUUUCGGUUUACCUGAUUCUCAUAUGCUUUUGGCGCGCGAUUUACUUGAUACAUGCUAUCAAACUUAUAUGAAGCAACCCACAAAAUUGGCACCGGAAAUAUCUUACUUUGCUGUGGGCGCAAAUGAGGAUCUUGAUAUAUACGUCAAACCUAAUGAUGCCCACAAUCUCUUACGUCCCGAAUUUAUCGAAAGUUUAUAUUAUUUUUAUGCACUGACUGGCAAUCACACAUAUCAGGAUAUGGGAUGGAUUAUUUUUCAGGCGUUUGAAAGACAUGCUAAAGUCACACAUGGCUACACAUCGAUUGGUAAUGUUAAAAAUAUUUUUAAUACCAGACUGCGUGAUUUGAUGGAAACGUUUUGGCUGGGUGAGACGCUUAAGUAUUUUUACUUAUUAUUUAGUGAUAAUCCCAAA